AUGGCCUUGAAUACUGCGAUGAACGCUGCUGGCUCAGUCCCGGAUGACAAGGAGGCGGUCAUCCAGGAUAUUCUCAGGGAGGUGGUACCUGGCGAUGCCGAGCAAGACGUGAGAGUUCGUCAGUCUAUCCUAGAUGAGGUCAGUGGUCUGUCACUACAAACCAUAUCUAAGCUGCCCCAGACCUUCUGGAGUACAGCAGCGAAUGAUGCGCUGGUGAUAUCAGGAACCUCAUCAGACGAGGAGAAAGCUCGGAUCACGAGGCUGAGGUUGGUCUUGGCAUCGAGCGGAGAAGCUCUCACUGCUCAAGUACUAUGCUAUGUUAGCACUGCUGCUGAAAAGGUCAAACGGGAAAUUCAGCUAGCGAAGCUUCCGGAAGCGGACGUUAGUGGUUUGGUGACUAAGAUCUCUAAUAGGUUACAGGUCAAGUUCACCCCAGCACUGAUCCCGCCGAGUAACGUUGUGGCCAAGUGUAAGGCUAAUAAGUUUGUCGAAUUAGCCGAAUGUCGUGUAUCGGAUGCUGAGUACAGUAGCACUCGUAGCGAGCUAGCUACGUCGGUCACCGGGGCGAACGUUGAGAUCCUGAAGAAGCCAAGCGACAGUUCGAAGUUUCUUUUGAGUGGCGAAGUUACAGUGUGUCUUCUGCGCCUCAUGAUGGCCCUCUGGUUGGUUGCACCCGAACAGGGUAACUUUCUCGUCUUUCUCAAUUAUGUUUUACGUGUCACCGAGAUGGGGAACCAUGGUUGGGGCCGAGCUUUGCGCCUCGACCGUCGACAUCGCGAAUCUGUCAUCACCCGUAUGGCAGCAGACAAGAGUCUCACCAUUUAUGAUAUGUUUGAGGAUGAUGUCGUCACGGCUAACUUUGCCAAAGCCACCUUGGAGUACGAGACCAGUAACGGUAAAGAUAAGAAAAAAGGAUGCGUCGGCGAAGGGUUCCCAACCGCGCAAGAGAUGGAGAAAGUCCAGUUCUUGAAGCCUGCUGGUGCCGCUGCCAAGACUGACAAGUCUUCUAAAUUCAAGCCUGACGAGGAGAAGAGGAAGUAA
Messenger RNA from Perkinsus marinus ATCC 50983, 1041 nucleotides. RefSeq lists its product as hypothetical. Lineage: Eukaryota; Perkinsozoa; Perkinsida; Perkinsidae. The record is from RefSeq and is a predicted model, not a curated record. The transcript is spliced from 2 exons. Bases 1 to 1041 code for a protein of 346 amino acids.